AUGUCCGUUGAAGAAGCAGGUAAAAGGAAAUCCAAGGCCAUAGCUCAGCUGGACCUACACAAAGGGGCACCAUCGCCAGAGAAUAACAGCCAACAAAAACAAGGUCCACCCAAGGAGUCUUGGAGCCAGCCGGUUAUGAAUAACACUAGCAACAAGGACAAAGGGAAAGACAUUAUAACCCUAUUGGGGGAUGUGGGAGGUGCCAUGGAGGUUCCACAACCUGGGAAAAGCCUACCCCAAGUGGGAAAUAUGGAUGCCAACAGCAGCAGUGCCAUCAAGUCUGUUAACAACCAGUGUCCAAAUGGGCCAGAAGAUGAAACCCAGGGAACUCAACAAUACCAGGUGUGCUGCAAAUUGAAGAAAAUCAAGGAUUCCUUCAAGGCAAAGAGCAGAGAGCUUGGUGAUAUUUCAGAGAGGGCGAAGGAAGCAAAAGAGGCCGUGGAAAACUGCCAGAGAAGGUUAGCUACUGAUCCACUUAACAAUAACCUGAGACUUGAGGAGAAGCAACCUCUUGCCACCUACUCAACUGCUGCUAGAAAUGAGGAUUCCUUCCUUAAACAGAAAUCCUUCCUAUUUCUUGCUAGAUCUCCUUGUUCCUUUCUCUUGUCUGUUAGAGAUAGUUAG
Molecule: messenger RNA, 624 nt
Organism: Ilex paraguariensis (yerba mate)
Lineage: Eukaryota; Viridiplantae; Streptophyta; Magnoliopsida; Aquifoliales; Aquifoliaceae
Source: the annotation of a GenBank genome assembly